UUUGUUUUGUUUGUUUCUCUCAGCGCAGUGGUUGGAUUUAACCUAACUAAAAAGUGUUGUAUAGUGAUUGAAAGACUAAGUAUUUCUACCCUUUAAGUAACUAUAACUGUAGGAAAAAUAUAACUUAAUGUGUAACUUGAGCGCAAAUUGCCUUUGCUGCACUCGACUCAAGUUAUACAAAUAACUAGGCCUACCUUAUUUCAUUGUUUCAAGUUUACCCAUGUUUUAAGCUUAUAUUUCAAGGCUGUUAAAGGAUCUGUGUUGCUGAUAAAAUCGAUAGAAGUGACAGGUAAAUUUAAAUUGAAAUAUGUGGAAUAAAACAAGACCAGCAGCUUCUUUGGUCCUCACUUCAUAUUUAAAGCAAACCAAUGAGCCUCCGUGGACUUCAUACUUUGUCAAAUAUAAAAAUGUAAUAAACGAUCAACGAGGACAAUCCCACUUCAAUUGGAAAGUUGGUAACAGCAACUAUCACAUUUUGAGAACUGGAUGCUAUCCUUAUAUAAAAUACCACUGUACUAAAAGACCGUACCAAGAUUUGUCACUUGAUAACAGUAUGAUGAAGGUCAUAAAAAUAUUAAAUUUUGGUAUACCAACACUCCUGUAUGGAAUAGCAGCUAUUUUUCUCAUUAAACAUUCUGAGAUAGUUUACACCGAUAAAGGAAACAUUCCUAUUUACUUCCUGAUAAAAGAGGACAAAGGAUCUUUGCAUUAAACAAUUAAUUAUAUAGAGUUUUGUUAUUACAAAUAACUUGUGAUCAAAAGUGUAGUAGUUCUAUAUACCUAACCCACAGGUUGUAGCUUUGUGAAUAAAUUAGUUUGA
This is a messenger RNA of Macrosteles quadrilineatus (aster leafhopper), 820 nucleotides long. RefSeq lists its product as uncharacterized. The record is from RefSeq and is a predicted model, not a curated record. Lineage: Eukaryota; Metazoa; Arthropoda; Insecta; Hemiptera; Cicadellidae. The coding region runs from base 308 to 712 and encodes 134 amino acids. The transcript has 2 exons.